AUGGGUCAGAUGCUAGCUACAUUAGCGAGCAGAACUCAAGGAACCCUACAUAACAAUACAGAAACAAAUCCUGAAGAGCAGCGAUGUGAAGAAGCAAGUAUUGGGCUUAAUUGGGAGAAGAAGUGCCACUUUAUGAUUCAGGAAGGAAUUGUUUUAGGUCAUAUGAUUUCAGCUAAGGGUAUUGAGGUCGACAAAGCUAAAAUACAAAUGAUUGAGAAGCUAUCUCCUCCUACUUCAGUGAAGAGAAUUAGAAAUUUCCUAGGACAUGCAGUGGCUAUGGAUUAUGUGUCUAAAUGGGUGGAGGCUAUGGCAUCACCUACAAAUGAUGGGAGGGUUGUGACUCAAUUCCUUAAAAAGAAUAUCUUUUCUAGAAAUGGUACUCUGUGGGCUAUUAUCAAUGAUGAAGGAAAACACUUUUGCAACCACUUAUUCUCAGCUUUAUUGGCAAAACAAAGGGUUAAACAUCGAGUUGCAACGCCUUACCAUCCGCAGACUUGUGGCCAAGUUGAGAUAUCCAAUAGAGAGUUAAAGAAAAUCCUAGAAGCUACAGUUAAUGCAUCAAAUACAAAUUGGUCAAAGAAGUUAGAUGAUGCACUUUGGGCAAACCACAAUGCAUUCAAAAUUCCUAUCGGGAUAUCUCUGUAUCAAUUGGUGUUCGAAAAAACAUGUCAGUUACCGGUUGAACUAGAGUACAAGGCAUACUGGGCUACUCACAUGCUAAAUUAUGAUAUGAAGGUAGUCGGGAAAAAGGGAAUCAUUCAAUUGAAUGAGCUUGAUGAGUUUAGAUUGGGGACACAGGAAAAUGCAAAGCUGUGCAAAGAGAAAACUAAAACAUUGCAUGAUAGACACAUUAUAGAAAAAGAAUUUGUGGUUGGGCAAUAG
Olea europaea var. sylvestris is the source of this 882-nucleotide messenger RNA. RefSeq lists its product as uncharacterized. The record is from RefSeq and is a predicted model, not a curated record. Lineage: Eukaryota; Viridiplantae; Streptophyta; Magnoliopsida; Lamiales; Oleaceae. Gene Ontology annotation, molecular function: nucleic acid binding. The transcript has 3 exons. The coding region runs from base 1 to 882 and encodes 293 amino acids. Gene Ontology annotation, biological process: DNA integration.